AUGGCCAACACAACCUUGGUGGCCAGUUCUAAUGCGAAUGAUAGUGCAACAGCCCUUAAUUUUACCUCGGACAAAACAAACUCUACUUUUACCGACCAACCCAGAUUUGCUGCAUCCUCUACAUCAAAAAUUUACCCUACUGAUGUGUCACCUCUCUGGGGACCCUUCGAAAAUAAAGGCCUUUCACGCCAAGCUUUGUCCUUCAUCAUGUCAUCCUGGAGACAAAGCACGCAACAGCAAUACGUCUCGUACAUCC
Messenger RNA from Paramuricea clavata, 256 nucleotides. NCBI's taxonomy places the organism in Eukaryota, Metazoa, Cnidaria, Anthozoa, Malacalcyonacea, Plexauridae. The record is from the annotation of a GenBank genome assembly.